Molecule: messenger RNA, 1977 nt
Organism: Phaedon cochleariae (mustard beetle)
Lineage: Eukaryota; Metazoa; Arthropoda; Insecta; Coleoptera; Chrysomelidae
Source: the annotation of a GenBank genome assembly
GCGUAUUCCGUUAUACGCGACGAAAAAAAUCCGUCUCUAGGAAAACACGCCUUUAUUGGUGUAGGUAACAAGCGUUCAUGCCGAAUCAGGACGUCAUGUCGACUGAAGAUAACUGUACCUACUUAUAUCAAGUCCUGAAACCGAAUAACAAACCCACUUCUAUCGGCCUUGACCGUAUUAUAGUGUGUUUUGCGCUCGCUAGACGAAUACCUACAUUAUUUCCAUCUUCUACCUCAUCUACUCAUAGAACUGACUCAUUGAUUUUGGAACAGAUUAUUAUGGCCUCGCCGGUUGUUGAAAUUGAGGAAGGGAAGCUGCGUGGCUUCAUCGGCUCUGAUAUAGAUGGAAAUCCAAUAUUAUCUUUUCUGGGUAUACCGUUCGGAAAACCUGCAAUUGGAGAUCUUCGAUUCAAGGCCCCCCAGCCUACUGAACCAUGGAGCGGUAUAUUAGAUGCCACCAAAGCUGGGCCGUGCUGUUAUCAUAUGAAUAUUCUCAAAAACGAAAUUCAAGGAUCUGAAGAUUGUUUGAAUUUGAAUGUUUUCACGAGACAGUUACCAACAAUAAAUAAUUCACUCAAACCCGUGAUGGUAUGGAUCCACGGAGGUGCAUUCUUACAUGGUUCAAACAGAACCGAAAUGUUUGGGCCAGAAUUUUUGUUGACGGCAGACGUAGUACUCGUUCUUGUUAACUAUCGUCUUGGUCUCCUUGGUUUCUUGAACCUUGAAGACCCUUCUUUGGAAGUAACUGGUAAUGCUGGGCUCAAGGAUCAAACUCUCGCGCUGAAGUGGGUCCAAAGAAACAUCAAGUUUUUCAAUGGAGAUCCAGAUAAUGUUACUCUGUUUGGAGAAAGUGCAGGUGCUGCCUCAGUUCAUUAUCAGCUGUUAUCGCCAUCUUGCAAAGGUCUCUUCCACAAAGUAAUCCUACAAAGUGGUAGUGCUUUGAAUCCAUGGGCCCAAACAAAACAUAGUGCACUAGAGUUCGUCAAAUUUAUGGGGGAAAAUGUAGAUAAUGAGAAAGAAGCGUUGCACUAUUUGAGAAAUGUUCCUGUAAAUGAUAUAUUGGUGAAUCAGAACAAAUUCAUUGAGUCACAUAAAACGAAGAUCAGUAUAAUUGGCCCGACUGUAGAGAAACCAAAUGGCACAGAAUUGAUAUCAGAGCGUCCCAUAGAUCAUAUCAAAUCUGGAAACUAUAAUCAGGUGCCAAUGAUGAUCGGGUACUGUUCGAAUGAGGGAUUAUUAGCAGCAACUGGUGAUGAAAUGUUCCAUGUUCCUUAUUCGAAAGGCGAAGAGCACAAUUUAGAUUUAUUUAUUCCUUGGUUUAUGGAAAUCCAGAAAGAAAGUACUGAAAGUGAACUGGUUUGCAGAAGGAUUGCUGAUGUUUAUUUGAAAGAAGAAAAUAUUAGUAAUAAGUUUCUGUUAACCUCGGAUUUCUAUUUCAUCUCUGGAAUUAUAGCGAGUGCGAUUCAACAUGCAAGAACAUCAACUUGUCCAGUUUAUUUAUACAGAAUGGACUUGGAUACAAAUAUCAAUUUCUUGAAAAUCUUGGCGAAUAUCAGAGAACAUCCAGGUAUGUGCCACGCUGAUGAUUUGGGUUAUAUUUUCAAUAUAACUUGUAUCCCUGGAAUGGAAAUUGGAGAUGUCGAACGUAGAGCAGUAAGGCGGUGUGUGGAGUUAUGGACAAAUUUUGCCAAAUAUGGAAAUCCCACACCAAAAAACAACAACUUGGAUGUCGAAUGGAAACCCAUUGAAGAGGAUCACCUCCAUUACUUGAAUAUCGGAAAUGAUGGACUUGUCAGUGAUAAGAAUCCAGAGUUAGAGAGAAUGAAUACGUGGAGGGAUAUUUACAGAAUUAGUCCCCAUACUUCUGGAUUUAUGUGAUGUGACUCAUGGAAUGAUGGUGCAUAAAUUAGAACAAGAGUCACUUGAUUGUUUUCGCUCAUUCAUCUAAAAUCAAAAAUUAUAUUAAGUAUUCUAACAA